Messenger RNA from Cryptosporidium ubiquitum, 1221 nucleotides. Its product is annotated as oligosaccharide deacetylase domain-containing protein. Gene Ontology annotation, molecular function: hydrolase activity, acting on carbon-nitrogen (but not peptide) bonds. Gene Ontology annotation, cellular component: membrane. The coding region runs from base 1 to 1221 and encodes 406 amino acids. Gene Ontology annotation, biological process: carbohydrate metabolic process. The transcript has 2 exons. NCBI's taxonomy places the organism in Eukaryota, Apicomplexa, Conoidasida, Eucoccidiorida, Cryptosporidiidae. The record is from RefSeq and is a predicted model, not a curated record.
AUGACCGAUGGAAACAGCUGUCAAUCUGAUUUGUCGGAAGACUCGGAACUAGCUGAAAAGGAUACCUUUGGAAAUGUUGCAAUUAAUAGUUUAGUUAGUGGAUUAGAAGAUGAUGAAAUAGACCCUCAAGAAAUGUUAAAUCGAAGAAAUUCACAAUUAUAUAUAAUGAACACAAUUUCGAACAGUAAAAGCAAGACAGGAAAUAUGUUCAGUAAGACUGCUUGGGAGACUUUGAAUAAAUCUGGUACAAGAUGGGCUAUUCGUAGCUUUCUACGUUUUGGAAGGUCGUCUUUUAUCUCAAGAUCAAUGAUGAAUAGUUUUGGUACUUAUUUGAUGGAUGCUAUUUGGUGGUUUGAAACUAACUUACCUGUUAUAGCUCUUACAAUUGACGAUGUACCUGGCCUAGACCCAGAAACUAACGAGAAUAUUCUUACUUUACUUGGAGAAUACAACAUUAAAUGCACUUUUUUUGUAACAGAAAGGAAUGCAAAAUAUAUUAAGAAUGCUGACCACUUUUUAAAAAGGUGUAUAUCUGAAGGGCAUGAACUGGGGAACCACUUGGCAAAAGAUAUUCCUACUAAUAAACUUCCUAUUUCAACUUUCACUAAACAUUUAUUAGAAUGCGAAUAUUUAAUUAGUAAAUACUGUCCAGAACACAUUUCCAGUAAUUCAUUUAUUAUUCCUCCAAUGCACAUGAACAAUAGAAGAACUUCUUCAGAUAGUCAGAUGACUACUCCAGAAGUAUCUUUGUCACCUUCCUUAUCUUCUUUUUCCUCCUCUUAUUCAUCAAUGGUUACAUCCUCUUCUACAAUUUUACAAGAAGAUCAACAAAUAUCAAACAAUAAUCCAGAGAUAAAUCAUAAUAAUGUGGCUCAAGAGGAGCAGUGUAGAAAAUAUAAAUGGUUCAGACCACCCUUUGGGAGACUUACUAAACAACAAUACGAACUGGUUGUAUCUAGAGGUUACAAUGUUGUAAUGUGUGAUGUAUACCCAAAUGAUGUCUCAUUUCAAGGAUUCCCACAAUUUCUUGCUCAGUUUUGUACCAGUAACUCUUCUCCAGGUUCUAUUGUUUGCUUACACAUUCCUUCCAAUAGUUUCAGAUCAGCUAAUAUUGAAGUUCUAAAACUAAUGCUUCCAGAAUUAUCCAGAAAGUUCAAAUGUGUAACUCUAUCUCAAUUAGCAGAACGAGUUUACAGAGAGCAGAAUUCUAAUAGUCUAUAG